UGUUGAUUGUCUCGCGUUGUGGCAAUGAAAGUUUCAAGUGCAACCAACGGCACCGUCUUCGACAUCCCACAUCGGCGAGUAAUUUUUACAACUCGAUAUCACGUCCCGUUUCGAAGCAAUUCCUUCCAACUUUCCAUCCGAUACGUUAAAGACUUUCGCGGACCUUUCUUCCUCCUCAGUUAGUAACGAGCUGGUGACCGGUGAAGAACGAGAAAAUAAUUUGGCUGUUAAGAAAAUCACACUGAUUUAAGAUAAUAAGAAUUAAAAGAUUUAUUUUAACAUAAAUCAUGAUAAUUCACUACCAGUACUACUGGGUGUGGAAGUACCUGGCCUUUGCUGUACUUGCAGUCACAUUGCCUAUAGCCGGAUUGGUGGCUUUGAAGAUCAUCCAGAAGCUUUCAUCGGGAAGAUGCAGAAGCAAAGUAUGUCUUGUUGGUAAAACAGCCAUUGUUACCGGAGGUGCAACAGGCAUAGGUUACGAAACAGCUCUGGCCCUGGCCUCGAGGGGAUGCAGGGUAAUAAUAGCGGACAAAGUGGACGCCACCAAAGCCAUAAACCGCAUAACACAACACACAAACAACACCAACGUGGUGCUCAAAUAUCUAGAUUUGUCCUCAUUCCAAUCCGUCCGCAAGUUUGCCAAAGACAUCAAUUCCAACGAAUCCAGACUGGACAUCCUGAUAAAUAAUGCGGGAGUCGGAACGGCCGGGAAUAAACACACCGACGAUGGACUUAACGUCACCAUGCAGAUAAAUCACUUCGGGCCGUUUCUUUUGACUCAUCUCCUCACUGAUUUGCUGAAGAAGUCCGCACCCAGUAGGAUUAUCUUUGUCAGCUCUGCAUCGGCGUUUGUCAACAACUUAUCCUUAUCCAACCUCAACCCAGUAAGAGACCAUCCUUUGAACAUCAUCCGCACGUCCUUCAUCUACGGAAACUCCAAGCUGUGCAACAUCAUCACCGCAAAUUGUUUCGCCGAGAAACUUAAAGACUCAGGAGUCACUUCCAACUCCCUUCAUCCGGGCUUGGUCUUCACCGAUAUUUAUAACAAGUCGGCCAGGUUAUUGGGGCUGGAAACUUUAAGCAACAUUUUCAAAGCCACAGUUGUCUACAUCUAUGGAAAGUCGGUUGAGGAAGGAGCUCAAACUACCAUCCACCUAGCUUGCUCAAACAAGAUGGCGGGGGUCACCGGAAAGCACUUCUGGGACUGCAGGAGCUUCCCUCUGCCACCUGGGGCGUGGAACAAGAAAUUCUGUGCCGACGUUUGGGAAGAAACUGAGAAACUGGUUCAGCUGAAGGAGGAGGAGAAAAUUUAGAAUCUAACUAUGGGAUUAAUUCAUAUUUAUAAUUUAUAUUUUUUAGAUUUUUGUGUUGUCAUUAAAGUUAAAUAUAUUACUUUGU
This is a messenger RNA of Aethina tumida (small hive beetle), 1398 nucleotides long. Its product is annotated as retinol dehydrogenase 12. NCBI's taxonomy places the organism in Eukaryota, Metazoa, Arthropoda, Insecta, Coleoptera, Nitidulidae. Bases 288 to 1313 code for a protein of 341 amino acids. The record is from RefSeq and is a predicted model, not a curated record. The transcript has 5 exons.